Lethenteron reissneri (Far Eastern brook lamprey) is the source of this 1498-nucleotide messenger RNA. RefSeq names its product prothymosin alpha-like. Gene Ontology annotation, biological process: negative regulation of apoptotic process; positive regulation of transcription by RNA polymerase II. The record is from RefSeq and is a predicted model, not a curated record. Gene Ontology annotation, cellular component: nucleus. NCBI's taxonomy places the organism in Eukaryota, Metazoa, Chordata, Hyperoartia, Petromyzontiformes, Petromyzontidae. Gene Ontology annotation, molecular function: histone binding.
GAUCGGCCCGGGCUCUUUAAGUGACAGCGCCGUUUCGCUGUCGGCACGUGAGGAGCCGGGCUCUGGGCGCUCUCGCUGUAGUCUCACUAACUCGCUCAGCGCAAAGCGGCUCAAAGCAAUCCCGUAGCGACAACCCGGCGAAGAAGAACAAGACGCGAGAGCAGCAGCCGCCACCAGCCGCCAGCGCAAGAAAGCUUCAAUCGGCAGCAACUUGCUAUAAGCAAACAGCAAGCUUCGGCGAUAACCAAUUAAGCUAAUUGGCUGCACGCAACGAAGAGCAGCCAUGGCUGAUACCGCGGUUGACACCACGACUGAGACGGCAACGAAGGACCUCAAGGACCUCAAGAACAAGAAGGAGGAGGUGGUUGCCGAAGAGGAGGACAGCCAAGAUGCCCCCUCCAAUGGCGCCGAGGACGAGAAUGGAGAGGGAGACUCUGAAGAAAAUCCAGAGGAUGUGGACGAGGAGGAGGAGGCUGACGAAGAGGGGGACGCUGAUGAAGUAGACGACGACGAUGAUGACGAGGAAGACGACGAUGAAGCGCCCUCAAGUAAACGUCCAGCGGAGGAGGAUGAGGACGAGGCGGACAAAAAGAAACAGAAAACUGAAGACAACGGUGAUUCGGUGGAGUCCUAAGGGGGGAAUACUGGGAAAUAAAACUAAAUUGGGAGGGGGAAAAGGAGAGGAGUGGGGGGGGAUUUGGUUCCCUUUUUUGCGCCGUCCAAAACCUGUUCCCCUGCCCCCGCCACUGCUAGGGCUACCGAGUAGUGGGUGCAUUUCUCUUUGUUGGUUUUUUUUAUUGGCAUAGUCUAUAUUUUUAAAAAUAACAAUAACCAGCCCACACUGGAGUUGCUGCAGCCUUUUUGUUUUAAAAAAUAAAGUACACCUUCCACCAUCACCCCCCCCCCUCCUGAUUUUAGAAACGUUUUCAAUGAAAUAAAAACGACACAAAUGCAAAUAACAAAAAGGGUUUUUUUGUAUACCUAUUUAUUUUAUACCACAACCGAGGGCUCUCGAUGUGCACAAAAAAGGGACGUUGGGAGGUGCAGCCAGAGGAGAAGGGGGGGGGGGGAAACGGGGUGGGGGGGAGAUGGAUUUUGUUAGGAAGCGGUGAGAGUGGAUCCGCGAUGCAGCCCCAAUUUACCCGGUAGCCCCUGCAGAGGGGGUGGGGGAGCGGUGCCAUGCCCCUCUUAAAUUUUUUUUGUCCGUCCCUUGCUUUUUUUGGGGGGGGGGGGGGUUAAGGAAAGGAAAAAACUAAACUUGUAUCAUUCCUUUAAUUUUUUAUUUUAUUUCUUUUCUUUAUGUAAAGAAUCACGUAGGCUAAACUUGCGUUGGGUCGUGUUAUUGGAAACACGGGCCAAAGAUGUUUUUAAGUACUGUCGUUGAAAAAAAAUUCAGGCCCAACUCCUGUGUGAAACAACAACAACCAACAACAAAAAGAAUGGUUUUCUUUUGGAUGUAUUUGUAAUGUAGUCUGUUAAUAAAAUUUGACAAAACGCC